CUGGGAAACGAAACCUGACGAUCUGCGCAGUCGCAGUGGGGGCCGCUAAGGAGAAGGCGUGUGCAGCAGUCCUCCGCGAGACGUCUGAUCGAACGGCGGAUCGAUCCGAGAUGGAAGGUGAUAAUAGGAGAAGCCAAAGUUGAUGUGACGAAGUAAGGAGAAAGAAAAUCAUGGCUGACGAACUUGAGCAGUCACCCAAGGGUUGGACUGAAUCUCAAGUAAGCGACUGGCUAAGAUUAAUUGGAGUAAAGAAGCAGUACAUAGAAAAGCUCUAUGAGGAAGAGGUAGAUGGACAAAUCCUUCUGUCACUGAAUGAGGACUUUUUGAAGUCAAAGAUUGGCAUGAAAUCAGGGCCUGCUCAUUUGAUUAUUCAGACGAGAGAUGAGCUCAUCAACUCCAAGAAAAAGUCUCAAGACAAGAAAAAGACCAGUGGCAAAAGAACCCAGUUGGAACAAGAAAACAUUGAUACGAAAUCUGUUCAAUGUCUUCCAUCAACAAGUGAAGGUACUCCGGCACAGAUUCCUGAGAAAGAUCAAGCUGUCGUAAAGGACAGACAAACAGCUCAGGAACGAAAUGCGUUCACUUCAAAAGAAGACUCCAGACUACGGCCAUUUGAUCAAGAAGCAAUUAAUUUCAUAUAUGUGAAGCACAGAGUCCUGCAACCUGAGUCGGGUGCUUUUGAUCUGAUUUCUCCAUGCCAUGAAUUCAAGUCUUUAGCUGUAGCUGCUGAGUUGGAUCGCACAAGACUCCAAGCUAAGUUUGCCAAAGAGGUCCUCAAAUUUGCAACUGGCUGUAUGAAUAUCAGAUCAAAUGGCACAAUACACUUUGGUGUGAUGGACAGUAAGGAGGAUACAAAACAUGUGCACGGUGAGAUAAUUGGUAUCCCUGUUCAAGAGAAAGACAUUUAUGUAGAUGCUUUGGACUACAUUGAACGGAGUUUCUCUUCUGCCAAAGAGCAUGUACGCCAGUGUGUACGGCCACCAAGGUUCAUUGAGGUUAUGGAUCACGAAAGUACCGAAAAGAGGUAUGUGGUAGAGGUUGACAUUGUGCCUUCAAUAAGUAUUGUCAAGAACAAAGUGUAUAAAGUUCGUCUGCCAAACUUCAAAGAGUCAUCAAACCAAGUAGAAUUUGAGAAAGAAACAAUUCUGCGGCGGGUGGGUUCAAAGACGGAACCGGUGAUCGACAAAGACAUAAGUGAUUUUCACGAGCGAGUCAAAGAUCGGGACGCUCAAAGAGAAGAAGCAGAGAACAAUCUGCUCCUCGGUGGCCCAGACUACUGCCCAGACCUCGGAAGGAAACUCAAAAUGCUAAUGACUUGUGGGAAGAAAUUCAUCGAAAAGGGGAAAUGGUUCAUACUCGUCACUAACAAAUUCAACCCUGAGGACCUUUGCAACCUUGACUGGCUGCUUAACAUGACCAUGUUCUGUGUGUUUGACUUUGACCCAGAAUCAAAGGUAUCAGGUCUUUGCAGUAAGUACCUUCAGCAUCACGUUGCAAACAUUCAUUCUCUCCAGAGCUAUAGGAAACCCGGUGACAUGAGCAUCGAAGAAUUCAUGAGACAUUUGCAUCUGUUUGACCAAACUAGCUGGAUCUUUUGUCACGGCCGGAGUGACUUCAAAGGAAAUGACGAUGUGAGUCCAUGUGAUGAAAUGACUUGGAUCAAGACAAAAAUGACUGUCCUGCGGGAAUCGGUGUCUUUGAUCUGUAAAGAAAUCUUACCAAAAGGCACAUUCCAAGUCAUUUUUCUUCUCACGUCACCAGUUGAGAAACCACUCUUGCAUACCUUUAAUGAGUUUUUCACAGACAUGGAAGGCCAUGAAGACAUCAUCUGCAUCUGUGAAUCACAGCAAAACUUCCAGAAGUGGCAAAGCUUUGCAGAGGGGUCAUGUGGAACAGAAACUGUGAAUAAUUCCAGUGUUGUUGGGAUGAAAAUGAGUCACAUUAAUGCAACUCUACAGCAAAUACAAUCUGUCAACGCCAGAAAACACCUGCCAGUCUUUGUGAAGGGGACAUGUCUUCUUGAAACACACGAAGAGGAAAAGAUGUAUUCUCUGGAAAUUCUGACGGUCGAUCAUUGUGACGAAACAAGCCAAGACUUCAUUGACGAAGAGAAAGAGAACAUUGACCAGCAGUUCUACCAUGGGGGUAGAAUAAACUGGUUGAAUUUAUGGCUUGCUGAGCACCAGUAUGUUGGAGAGGUAAUUGAAAGAGAUGCUUAUCAGGAAGUCUCCAAUUCUGUCAAUGACUCUUUGAAGUCGAAUGCAGAUCAAACUCCAGUGAACAGUAUAAACAUCUUCCAUCACCCAGGAAGUGGUGGAAGCACUGUCGCAAGACAAGUGCUGUGGAACAACAGGAAAGGUCUCAGGUGUGCAGUUGUGAACCCUUCAUACUCUGCUGCUGUGGUUGCGCAACAUGCAGUUGAACUGAGAGAAUACGAGGAGAAAGAUCCACAGAGGUGCCUUACUGUGCUGCUCCUCAUUGAAGACUCAGACAAAGAAUACCUCGAUGAUCUCAGGAACGAACUGGAGUUUGCCACAAACACCAAAAGAAUCCGGUAUGGAACUCUAUGUUUCAUUUUGCUGAGCUGCAGACGAUCCCAUGAUCCAGAGAAAAGAUGCAAGGAGUCUCCGUUACAGAAUGUGUCUGUCACUCACAAACUGUCUGAUCAAGAGAAGAGACAGUUUGCUAAAAAACGAAAGGUGCUUGAGGCACAAUAUGAACAUGAAUUCAUCCUGACAUUUGUUCUGAUGAGUAAAGGAUUCGAUAAGAAGUAUGUUCAACAGUUUGUGAAACAUUUGCUCCAAGGCCUUGACAGUAGAUCUCUUGUGACUAGCCUCAUUCUCUAUGUGGCACUGCUGAACACUUAUGUUCAAAACUCUUUCAUCUCUCAGUCCCAUUGUCAAGCGUUGCUUGCCUUAACCAUUCACUUGGAAAGGUUUCGCCAACACGAGUUUGAGAAAUCACUCGGUGAUCAGGCUAAACUAGUCUUCUUGCACCUUCGAGAUGACAAGACGCACAUUGAAUCAAUCAGAAUCAUCCACCCACUCAUUGCAAAGGAAAUUCUCCAACAACUUUUGGGGGACCAACAGACCCAAAGCAAUUUGGCAAUGAAUUUGCUCUGCAACAGCGUGCUUUUUGAGCACAGAUUUGGAAGGGUUGAAUAUCUGUCAUUUUUGAGAGCACUGUUAAUAAGGCGAUCCAGAAUAAGCAAAGGGGACACAUAUGACAGUUUUUUCUCUCCUCUAAUUGAGCAUGUGUGUGAAAAUGAAAAAAGCCCAGACAAAGCAAUCCAGUUACUCACGGAAGCGUUCGAGCGUUUCAAUAACGAUCCAUUCUUUGCACAACAACUUGCUCGUCUUCAUUACACUUACGAAAAGUUUGAAGAGGCCAAAUACUGGGCAGAGACAGCUGCCAAACAGCUGCCCAACAACUCGUACAUACUCGACACCAAAGGGCAGGUGUACAGGAAAUGGUUCCAAGCUAAAUGUAAAGCUAUUGAGAAUGACAAAGUACAAAAGACACCCCAGAAUAUUGCAGAUGCCGUGGAGACUGCACUGAAAGCCCUGGAUUGUUUUCAGGAAUGUGAGAAAGCAGCUGAAGCAGAUAUGGAAAACAGUAAUAGCUCAGGGUUUUUCUCUGAAGUUGAGGUUGGAUGCAGCCUGCUCAAACUGGUCUCUUCAUCGGAAGUGUUUGCAAACGGAGCCAAUGGCCAUUCAGAGUGUAUGAAGUACCUGUCGACACCGGAGUACAUUCCUGAGGAAGUUCAAGACGCCUGGGGACCAUUUCAUGAUGGUUUGAAAAAACUCAACAAGACAAUGCAAGAUGCCCUCGAAUGGAUUUCAGAAGACCUCAGUUACUUCCAGACAGACAUUGGUUUUGAUGGAGAAGAGACCCCUGAACGUCCCGAGGAGAAGAUAAGCCAUCCACUGAAAUGGUUGGCAAAAAAAUCUUCAGAGUAUGGGAAAUAUUUCAGUGAAACCUAUUUUACUGAGCUUCAAGGGAAAUCCAUCCCAACCAAUCUGACUCCUUUCCAAAAACGCAUGAUCAUCUAUCAUCUUGGUGGGGGGAACAUGACAUCCAUCCUCUUCAACCUAACUGACCAGAAGGAUGCAGUACCUCUCCUUGAGACCAUCCUUUCUCUCUACCCCAGCAAUCCAAAAAUGUCCAAAUUUGGUCAAAGGGAUAUUGUCAAUUACAUAAUGGCCCACCUUACUCUGAACUGCCUGUCACCGACUAUCAAAAAUGUUGCUUCUCUGACGGAUCUGCAGGACCUUUGUCAUCAGUUCCCAAAGGAUAAAAGGAAAUGUUUACCAAGUGGCCUGUUCUUGCUUACCUUGCUAUUCUGGCCGGAGGAUCAUGACACAGAUAAAGAGAAAGAAACCAAAUAUGAAAUUGUGCAAGCGGCUGUUGACCACCUAAAAAAAGACUACUUGAUCAAGAUGAAGGACAUUCCUCAGAGGAAAAGAAGGCUUUACACCCAUUUCUUUCUGGGCAGUGGGAACGGACUGGAUAAAUUUGUCCACAAGAGAAAGUUUGAAAGUGUCACAAAGAUGUUCUCAGUUUCUGAGAAACGCAUGAAGUGGUUUAGGGGUGAGGCAUGGAAAAAGCCUGAGAUUGCCACGAUGCUGAAUCGCGUUUCUGGAUGGACUGAAGAUGGAGUGGUGUACCUUGAAGGCCCUCGGAAAAAGAAGUUCAAUAUCCUGGCUCUUCACGUACCAUCAGUGCCUCAUAGUAAUGAAAACAUCACGUUCUACCUGGGGUUCACAUUCAGAGGGCCCGUUGCCUGCAACAUCAUUGUGAAACAAUAGUUUGUCAAUGAUCCUGCCACGUAUGGCGGUACGUCAUAUUCCUGGAGCAUGGGUGUAAUAUCCACCUCAGUUCCAAGAGCAAGAACAGAUAUGAAAAUAAGACAGAUCUGGUCAAAUCUGCAAUUUGUCAAGUAUAUUGAAGCAUUUGUUCUGGUACAAAUUGCACUUCUUUUGUCAGAUAGUUUGAUAUACUUGUAUAUAGAUAUAUGUGUACUGAAAAAAUGGAGCAGUGUGUUUUUUUUGUAUGUGGAUAUAAACAUGUGACAUGAUGGACUCUGGAUUCCCAGGGUAAUAACAAUCUAGACCUGAAUCUAGUAUCCUGUUGUUUCCAUAUUGUUUGUAGAUGGACUACAGUUACACCUGGCAUCACAGUGCGUUUUGAAUGCAUCUAAAGUGAGCAUUUGUGCCUGGACUUUUCUAAUUGGUUCACGUUUGGUGUUAUCCAACUCGACCGCUGUUGGACAGAAAAGAAACCGAGGAGAUGAAUUGUGGUUCAUAGCGUGAACAUCUGGGUUUCUAGUACAGUGGUUCUCAAACUUUUUCCAGUGAAAUAUUAAAAUGCUUAACUAGCGCAAAGCAUUUUUGGUUGGAAAAAAGAUGUAAUACAUAGCGCUGUGCCAUCAGUGUGAUUUAAUAUAGAAUAUAUAAAAAUCAGUUUCUGAACUUACACUUAUAUUUUAUUGAAUAUGUAUUAAACAAUUAUUUAAAAAAAACUUUUGAAUGGAUGCCAAUUUUAAAUAUAUUUUAAAUAACUCUCACGUACACCCUUGAGUGCCUUCACGUACCCCCAUUUGAAAACCACUGUUCUAGUAGAUCAUGAUAGCUAGAUCAUUGUUUUCACAAUAAAUGUGUUGAGACUAAGCAGCAGCAUUAUGUACAUAAUCAUAUAUUAAUGUGCAACAGAAAAGGGUAAUAAAAUGGGAAAUUAGAUUUUAAACUACAAAUUACACCAGUACCUGUGGCUAUAUUUUUUUUAUUUUCUAUACUUGUAUUGAAUUAAUUUGUUUGAUAGUAACAUGAAGAAACAUGAUUUUGUAAACAUUAGUGUUCUGAAAUAUAUAAAACAUGUCUUGAAAUACAAUACACCUUUUUCUUCAAUUUUAGUUUGUUUCAUGUUUUUAAUCCUACUACAUCGGCCUUUGAAGUUCAACUGAUAGCCCUUUUAGAAUAUAUGAAUUUAUAUUGUGAGAGCUUUGUCUGUUAAUAAUUUCAUUGGGAUCUACACAUGUUGGACUAAGUCUUAGAAAUGAUCAAAUGUGUUAUAAAAUAACCUGAACACCAACAUGGCGGCUGUUUGAUUGUUGGUUGUAGUUGGAAGCAUUUUUCAACAGUAAAGCGAGUCGGUAAAUAUAGGAUUAAUACAUUUAAUACAACUUAGAGUAAUUUCAUGACUUUAAGGGAGGGAACAACUUUUCCGACAUGGUGCGAAAACGAGAAUCAAAAAUGUUUACCAAAACACCAGUUGUGGUUUUGAUAGUUGCACACAGGUGUUGUAUGUGUCAGCUUAUGUAUUUCCAUUUAAUUAGUGUGUGUGGUCAUCAGAAUUACAGGUACUCACGUUAAGUAUGUUUGCUGCAACACAGAAUAUUGAAUAAUCUUUUUCAAGGAACACACAAAAUGAAUUAUACAUAUUUAUCUAUUACCUGUAGUGCUAUUCAUCAAUCUAGAUUGUUUUGGUGUGAGUUACCUUGUUAUGGUUUAUGGUCGUAUAGUCACAUUAUAUUCGACACAAGGCUGAACAAUAUACAUAUUGUUGACUUUGAGGUGGACUGUCCCUUUUAAAUCUGAAACGAUGAAAAUUUAACGAAACACAUUAAGGAUCUUGAUUUAAUUAACUUUGACAAACUAUAUAUUUUAUUUCCUUUAGUGAAUUGUUUUUGCUUCAUGACAUUCACAACAGAUAGAGGAGGCGAGGGAGCACCGGGGGUCAAUUUGAACACUUUUGUCCCUCUGCGCUUGCCCUAGCUCGGAGUUCGCCUGCACUGCGCAUGUCUUCGCGAUGAAAAUUUAACGAAACACAUUAAGGAUCUUGAUUUAAUUAACUUUGACAAACUAUAUAUUUUAUUUCCUUUCGUGAAACUUUGCCAGACGUGUGCAGCUUGUUUUCUUUCCACUGCUCGUAAUGUGACGACAUGUUAAACAACAGCUCGGACCGGAACGGCUCGGUAUGGGUCACGGGUCGAACCUCACGGCAGCGGUGCUCGUCUCUGCUCUGGCUGCGUGCUGGUUCAUCAGCCUCCUGUGGGCCCACCAGGCCCCGCUGGUGAGGUCGGACUGUGCGAAGCGAAAUGCAACAGAAGCACACGGAAGACUCGGUGGUGAUGCAGCGGAAACGAGCUCCGAAGAGACCCGUAGACCCAGAGAUGGCGCAUGCGCCAUGGCCCCGGAGAGCCGCUUUGAUUGUGCCAGGGACAGGCUUCUGAGCCAGAGGGGGUGUGAAGACAGGGGGUGCUGCUACGCCCCUCUGCCUCACUCUGCGGGCCCACCUUGGUGCUUUUACCCCACGUUGUACCCUGGCUACAGAAUGGGUCCCCUCACGCCCACCGCGCGAGGCCAGGAGGCCACCCUGACCCGGGCCACCCCCUCACAUCUCCCCAGAGAGAUGUCCACUGUCCACCUAGAGGUCACAGGAGGGACUGCAGGCUGCCUCCAUCUCACUUUUAAAGACCCGUCAUCUCAGAGAUAUGAAGUCAAGCUUCCAGCUGCUGUUCCUCAGGGCGAAGAUGAUGCUCAAGAUGCCCUUUAUUCCACUGAAUACCAGUCUGACCCGUUUGGCUUCAUAGUGCGGCGCAGAUCCAAUGGAAGGGUCAUCAUGAACACCACAGUCGCUCCUCUGCUGUUUGCUGACCAGUACCUGCAGCUGUCCACCGCACUAGCAUCCUCCCUUGUGUCUGGUCUCGGGGAGCAUUACACCUCCCUCCUCCUGGACCUUAACUGGACUUCUCUGACUCUCUGGAACAGAAACAUGGCGCCUCAUGCCGACGCUAACCUCUACGGCUCCCACCCGUUCUACAUGGUGCAGGAGGAGGACGGCUUGGCACAUGGCGUCUUCCUUCUUAACAGCAAUGCCAUCGAAGUGAUGUUGCAGCCGACCCCCGCGCUCACCUGGGUGGCUAUCGGUGGAAUCCUGGACCUCUACGUUUUCUUGGGUCCUGACCCUCAAAGUGUGAUACGACAGUACCUUCAGGUCAUUGGCUAUCCCAUGAUGCCUCCCUAUUGGUCAUUGGGUUUUCAUCUGUGUCGCUGGGGUUACACAACCACUCUUACUACCCGACAUGUGGCACAACGCAUGCACAAUGCAACGUUUCCAUUGGAUGUGCAGUGGAAUGAUCUGGACUAUGCAAAUAAGGACAGGGUAUUCACCUUUGACCCCUGGCGAUUUGGAGACCUCCCAGAGAUGGUGGAGGACUUCCAUGAAAGAGGCAUGAAGUACAUCCUGAUCCUGGACCCGGGGAUCAGCAGCAGCAGCCCCCCUGGAACUUACUCGCCCUUUGACGAGGGACUGAAACGAGACGUCUUCAUUAAAAAUGCUACCGGACACAUCCUGAUAGGGAAGGUUUGGCCGGGCCAGACGGCCUUCCCCGACUUCACCAACCCAGAGACCAGGCGCUGGUGGGAGGACUGCAUCAGAGACUUUCAUUCUAAAGUUCCCGUGGAUGGUCUGUGGAUUGAUAUGAAUGAACCAGCCAGUUUUGUGCAGGGCUCAGCCGAGGGCUGUCCUGCCAGCGAUCUUGAGAACCCGCCCUACACACCCAAGGUGGUCGGAGGACAGUUGAGCUCGGGAACUCUUUGUAUGUCGGCUCAGCAGAAGCUGUCCACCCACUACGACCUGCACAACAUGUACGGACUGACGGAAGCCUACGCCACGCACAGUGCCCUCAUGAACAUACGAGGGCAGAGACCCUUCGUCCUGUCUCGCUCCUCCUUCCCUGGCAUCGGCCGCUUCUCUGGAGUGUGGACCGGAGACGUCGGGAGUGACUGGGAGCAGCUUCGAUACUCCAUCCCUGCGGUGCUGCAAUUCGGCCUGUUCGGCGUGCCCCUUGUGGGGGCGGACGUCUGUGGCUUUGGAGGGAACACCACCGAGGAACUGUGUGUUCGAUGGAUGCAGCUCGGGGCCUUCUACCCGUUUAUGAGAAACCACAAUGACAAGCCGAACGCUCCUCAGGAGCCCUAUGUAUUUGGGCAGAAGGCCCAGGCAGCCAUGCGGAGUGCAUUGAACCUCCGUUACUCCCUUCUCCCUUUCCUCUACACACUCUUCCAUCAUGCACACACUUCUGCUGCCACCGUGGCCAGGCCUCUCUUCAUGGAGUUUCCCACUGAUGAUAACUGUCAGGCCGUAGACCGACAGUUCCUGUGGGGGAGUUCGCUUCUCAUCAGCCCCGUCUUAGAGCAAGGGGCAGUAGAGCUGGCUGCUUACCUGCCCUCUGGCACUUGGUACAGCCUGCACAAUGGUCAGCCUUUCUACAGUAAGGGUCGGUACUCGCUCCUGCCAGCCCCUCUGGACACCAUCAACGUCCAUGUGAGGGAAGGACAUAUUAUCCCCCAGCAGGAGCCUGCGUUGACCACCGUGGCCUCACGCAGAAAGCCUUUCUUCCUGACUGUGGCCCUGUCAGCAGGCGGCUGGGCCUGGGGCGACUUGUUCUGGGACGACGGGGACAAACUUCACACUUUCGAAACGGGACAUUAUUGUUACGUUACCUUCACCGCUGGCCAGUCUCAGGUGUUGAGUGAGCCUCUCGGGAUGAAUUGGGCCCUGGAUGGUCUGGUGCUGGGAGGGCUGCAGGUGUUCGGGGUGCCCUCACCACCCCGAUAUGUAUUAGCCAAUGGGGACAAAGUCAAGGAUUUCACGUACCGCAGUGACACCAAGGUUUUGACAGUGAGCGGCCUUGCUUUGCCAAUGUCGGAGGUGUUUUCAGUCCAAUGGGCUCUCUGAUGCACUGAGCCUUAUGGCAGCCUUUGCAUUCACUGCUGUGAAUGUCAGCUGCAUUUUCCUGCACUCCAUCCCGACCAUCCUGGGGCUCGAGAUGCACGUUUUGUUUGCGACGUUAUGAGAUGCUCUGUAAGGAGCGUGUCUUAAAAAACAAAGGGAGCAUCAUCUUGAUCUGUCGGAUUUUCUCUGGACGUCAUUUUUGCUGCUAACGGACACUGAAUCAAGACCGUGUGAUGUAAAUGUAUAGAACUCAUCAGACUGUUUAUAUGCAUGUGUUACUGACGUGUAUUAUAUCAGCAGGUUUCAUUUGCUCAUUGUUUACUAUGAUGCUGCAUACUCUGUCUCUGAAGUGACACCCACAACACCAACUUGUAUAAGAUAUCUCUUUAUUCAUCCCCAGGGGGACAUUUCUCGAAGCAGCAGCAAACAUGUUUACAUGUAUAAUAAAACAGCAGACAUAUUACAUUUAAGAAUUUAAAAA
This is a messenger RNA of Cyclopterus lumpus (lumpfish), 10219 nucleotides long. It is a transcript of the gene gaa, whose product is annotated as glucosidase, alpha; acid (Pompe disease, glycogen storage disease type II). The record is from RefSeq and is a predicted model, not a curated record. Gene Ontology annotation, cellular component: lysosomal membrane; cytoplasm. Bases 6976 to 9741 code for a protein of 921 amino acids. Gene Ontology annotation, molecular function: protein binding; alpha-1,4-glucosidase activity; carbohydrate binding. Lineage: Eukaryota; Metazoa; Chordata; Actinopteri; Perciformes; Cyclopteridae. The transcript has 21 exons. Gene Ontology annotation, biological process: glycogen catabolic process; lysosome organization.